AGCGGCCGCGCUACCGGACGGCGUACGCGUGCGAGGGCUCCACCCUCAACAUGGAGUGCGACCCGGGUCACGUGAUCAACCUCAUCCGGGCCAACUACGGCCGCUUCAGCAUCACCAUCUGCAACGAGCAUGGCAACACCGAGUGGUCCGUCAAUUGCAUGAGUCCCAGGUCGCAUCGCGUCCUGCACGAUAAGUGUAGCCAACGACAGAACUGCAGCGUGGCGGCGUCCACAAGGGGCUUCGGCGACCCCUGCCCUGGCACCCUCAAGUACUUGGAGGCGCAUUUCCAGUGUGUCCCUGUGAGUCCGCCCCAGCACACCGCGCGCCCCCGCCCGCACUGGUUCAUCGCCACCAAGACGACCGUCAGCUCCAUCACGGAGGACGACCCUCUCCUUCCGUCGCCGCCCACGAAGAUCAGUCCCGCCGGCGCGGGCGGAGGCGGCGCCAGUGGGCGGCCUGUCACCGACGGCGUAGAGCGCGAGAGCGGCCUGGGCGGCGGCGUCGAAGGGAGCGUUGAGGGAGGCGACGGCACGGGGGUCGUGGGCGGCGCCGCCGACGUCGUGGGCGCCGACCUCGGCAACCGGCUGAAGGGCACGCCCGCAGAGGACCUUCCGCAGACGACCACCUCCACCACGACCACGACGACGCUGCGCCCGCCGCCGUGGCUCAUCACCAACACCACCAAGAACACCACGACCUCCACCACCACCUCCUCCACCACGUCAACGACCACCUCGACCGCGAAGCCGGCGUCCUCGACCACGUCCACCACGGCGCGCCCCAGCACCAACCUGGAGGCGCCCGCCGUGCCCUCGGAGGGCGGCUCCGAGGGCGGCAGAGACGAGCACGAGCACCGGGACGCGGCCAAGGGCGCCGCCACCGACGGCCCCGACGCGCCCGACGCCGACAGAGUCUCCACCUCGACCAUCUCCACCACCACGCUGUGGGCCCCGCGCGCCGAGGUGCCCGCCACGGAGGUCGGCGUGCCCAUCAGCGAGGCCUCGUGGUGCCCGCCGUCCUCCGGCCGCGGGCUGUUCUGGAACUGGACUCAGGGCGGCGAGGUAGCCGUGCAGCCGUGCCCGGGGGGCGCCUCGGGCUGGGCGCGCCGCCCCUGUAACCCGCUGGGCUGGGCGGGGCCCGCCGAUCUCAGCGAGUGCCGCAGCGUGUGGCUGACGACGCUGACGUCGCGCGCGCACACCAACGACGCGGUGCUGGCGGUGGCGCACGACCUGGCCACGGUGACGGGGUCGCGGGCGCUCUACGGCGGCGACGUGACGGCCACCGGCCAGGCUCCUGAACAGCCUGGCGCGGCGCAUGGCCGACGACGUCAGCAACUUUCCCGAUCGCGACCAGCGCGAGGCCCUCGUCACGGAGCUCGUGGGCGCCGCCAUCGCCACGGGCUCGCACCUCAUGGGCGGCCAGCGAGACGCGUGGGCCGACCUGCGCCCGCCCGAGCACAGGGCGGCGGCCACCGCGCUGCUGCUGGGCCUGGAGGAGGCCGCCUUCCUCCUGGCCGACAACCUGCACCACGAGAAGACCGUCAACCACGCCGAGUCCAAUAUCUUGCUGCGCCUUCAGGUGGUGGAGACGCGCAACGUGGCCGCCGUCACCUUCCCUUCACCGGGAGAGACUUGGCUGCAGCCGCCGCCCACGCGCCCGUCGGACCCCUCGGACGCGCCCACGGGACACCCCUCAACCACCUCGGGAGACCUCGACGCCCCCGCCGUUGCCACCUCCUCCUCCUCGGCGUCGUCGUCGUCCUCCUCCUCCUCCUUCGACCCGACGAACAGCCUGCAGGAUCUGGAGACGCCCCCGGCCGCGCCCCAGGACACCAUCACGCUCCCCCCGGAGGCGCUGCUCGAGAACUCCGAGAACGGCCUCGUCAAGAUGGUCUUCUUCAGCUACGACGGCCUCCACCACCUCCUGCAGCCCGACGGGAGGUCCUACAGGAUCAACGAAGCCAACUUCAAGGGCGUGAACGAAACCCGCGUGCUGAACUCCCGCGUCGUGUCGGCCUCCCUGGGCGCCGGGCGUCACAUUGAACUGCCGGAGCCUGUCGUCCUCACGUUCACCAUGAUCAGGACAGUGAACGUCACCAACCCCGCCUGCGUUUUCUGGGACUACACCACCAGCUCGUGGUCGGAAGAAGGGUGCCGCGUCCUGCGCUACAACACGAGCCACACGGUGUGCCAGUGCGACCACCUGACGAACUUCGCCGUGCUGAUGGACGUGCACGCGACGCCCCUGGCUUACCCGCACCACCUGGCCCUCUCCAUCAUCACCUACGUCGGCUGCGUCAUCUCCAUCGUGUGCCUGCUCCUGGCCACCAUCGUGUUCCAUGCCUUUAGGGGCCUGAAGAGUGACCGAACGACCAUCCACAAGAACCUGUGCGUGUGCCUCCUGAUCGCCGAGACGGUGUUCCUGGCGGGCGUGAACCAGACCGACAAGCCCGUGGUGUGCGGCGUCGUGGCGGGCCUCCUGCACUUCUUCUUCCUCGCCGCCUUCGCCUGGAUGUUCAUGGAAGGUUUCCAGCUGUACGUGAUGCUGGUGGAGGUGUUCGAGGCUGAGAAGUCGCGCGUCCGCUGGUACUACGGCGCCGCCUACGGGUUCCCGGCGGUGGUGGUGGCCGUGAGCGCCGUCAUCGACCCCUUCAGCUACGGCACCAAGGACGCGUGCUGGCUCAGGGCCGACAACUACUUCAUCUUCGCCUUCGUGGGCCCCGUCAUCGCCGUCAUCAUUGCCAACUCCAUUUUCCUGACGAUGUCUCUGUUCAUCAUGUGUCGCCACGCCAACCUCUCCGCCUCCGUCAAGAACAAGGAACACACUAAGUUGGCCUCCGUCAGGAGCUGGGUCCGAGGCGCCGUCGUGCUGAUGUUCCUGCUGGGGCUGACCUGGACCUUCGGCCUCCUCUACCUCAACCAGGCGUCCGUCGUGAUGGCUUACGUGUUCACCGUUCUCAACUCUCUGCAGGGAUUGUUCAUCUUCAUCUUCCACUGCGUCCAGAACGACAAGAAGUACUCGUUUAAGUCGUGCGGCCGAGACAGCGGCCACGGCGGCUCCGAGCAGGAGGACUCGCCGCGCGCCGGCCCCGCCGCCAAGCUGGCCGCGCUGCGCCUCAACAACAACGUGGCGCCGCACCUGCCGCCCGACCACCUCAUCAACCCCUUCACCACGGCCGCAGGCGCUGCCGCAGCCGCCGUCGGCCACGACCAGCCGUCGCCCGGCCCCGAGGCCCUGCUGCCCGACUACCGCUUGGGCGGGGAGGCGCCCACACUGCGCCUGCCGUCGUCGGGCGCCGGACCCCGCGCGCACCGCACGCACUCGCCCUGGAACCACACCUACACGGAGAUCCCCGACGGCGCCGCGGCGGCCGGCGUGCGCGGCGCGGGCGGCGACGGCGGCAGCGACCCCGUCUACGAGGAGAUCGAGCGCGAGGGGCGCUCCGAGUUGCAGGUCAGCGACCUGAGUGACGAGGACGGGCGGCGCCACAGCUCGGACAUCUCGCGGCAGUCGUCGCGCUCCUACGGCGACCACCGGCCCCUGCUGCCCUACACCCUGCCGGAUCGCCACGCGGGCCCCCACCACCACCAGCCCCUGCCGCAGUACGACCCGCGCCUCAAGGCCCGCCCCCGCCACCCCGACGGCCUCGACGACUCGCACACGCUGCCCGGCGGCCGCCUGGGCCCGCACCUGGCCGGCCACAUGGACCACACCGUGGUGAGCCCGGGCCACAUCCUGCCCAUGUCGCACCCCGCCGUGACCUCCGCCCACGCCCUGCCCCCCGGCAACGGCCACAUCAGCGGCCACCAGUACCUGGAGGCGGCGGCGGCUGCCGGCGGCCAGCGCCUGGCGGACGGCGAGCGGGACGUACUGGACGCGAUGGCGCAGUACAGCCCGGCGGUGCUGUCGGCGCUGGGGCAGGCGCUGCCGGUGGUGCACCCGCUGAGCGAGCCCAACCUGCGCAACUGGGAGGCGGCCCAGCGGCACCGCGACCUGCAGCAGCUGCAGCAGCUGGGCGAGAUGACGGUGGCGGUGCUGAGCGGCGAGCAGGUGGUGUGCAAGCUGAAGCCGCCGCUGGCGCCCAUCCACGAGAACGCGGGCGCGACGACGCAGGUGGAGCGCCACCCGCAGCCGCCCACCUACAGCCACUGUUAAGAUCCGUGUACAGUCCUAGUUGUGUACAUACGUGUAUAGUGCUUUAAACCCAUUAAAGGCCUUUACGCUUUAUGAAUGUAGGUAUGCGAGUGUGCGAAAAAGUGUAAAAUAAACUCACGAUAAUCAUUAAUCUCUGUUCUUUAGACGCUGACGACGCAAAGGAAACGAAACAAGCGGACCGACGGCGAGUCUUUCGCAAAGUGAACAUGAUGAACAAGUGACUCACUGACUCGGUUUUCCCUCGUGAGGAAAGAGAGGAUUGCCGGUUGGCUGUCAUCCUAGUCAGGUCGCAAGCAGGAGGAGGAACACCGCUGCUGUGUGUCCAUCCUUCGAGGCGAAUUCCUAUCGAAAUGCCAAAAUCAAAGGUGGUCCUGCUUCCUUCCUUAAGUGUGAACUUAAAAACAUUUCACGGGAGACAGUACUUGUGUUAGAGAAAAACUGAGAUAGAAAAAAUAACGUUUUUUUAGGGGGGGACACAGAAAGCGAGACUUUCAGAAAGUCGAAUUCAGACGAAAAAUAAAAACAAAACGAAACAAAAAAAAAAAAAAAACACGAAGGGGAAUAAAUGAUGACGGUGGUUUGGAUGUGAAAUUACACGAGUAUUCUUUGCUUGCAUUUCUUUCCAUUAACUCUCGGCACUCAAGCUCCUCCUGCUGUGACCAUCGCCAGGCACGCUGCUGCCCGGACCCCGCUCGCUGACUCAAGCAACAGCAGCAGCAGCUCCGAGUGUGUGAACUUAUUUAUUGCACAAUUUCUUUGGAUGAUGAUGAUGGUGACUGAUGAUGACGGCGGCGAUGAUGAUAAAAAAAAAAAAUAUUCCCAUAAAAAAACGGCAAAAAUACUUUGUAGAUAGUCACAUUAAGGACACAUAAUGAACCUAAGGAGAAUUCUGUUUUUUUGUGACCAUUGGAACCAAUCUAUGGAGUGUUUCCUUCAAGCAUUACAGGAUAUCAGAUGCGGCUUAAGAGGCCUUUCUUUGCAUUUUAUUUGCAUAUUUUUUUGUUUCUUUUUUUGUCUGCUUUGUUUCAGGAAGUUCUUCGUAGGAUCAAGUAACCCAAGCUCAGAUUUAGGAAGCUCUAUUUGAUCGACGAUUUAAAUGAAAUAAAAAUAGGAAAAGUAAAAGAGUGGAUCGUCUUGGCUCACAACAAGAGGAACCCAGCGAGAACGUCCCUUGUAGAAAGACAGAUGUAGAUAAUGCUAAAAUGGUUGUAUAAUAGAGUGAGGAGAAACAUGCUGAGGGAGAGAAAGAGAGAGUGCGUGCGUGCGUGCGUGAGUGAGUGAGUGUGCGAUAGUUAGAGAGAGAAGAAACUUGAUGUUGAAAUUCUCAGCAUCUGAGUUUGAGUGUAAGAAUGAGAGACAAAAUGAACAAUUUAAUCAUGACUAUAAUCUCGAAAACAACCGUCU
Messenger RNA from Penaeus monodon (black tiger shrimp), 5559 nucleotides. RefSeq names its product adhesion G protein-coupled receptor L2-like. NCBI's taxonomy places the organism in Eukaryota, Metazoa, Arthropoda, Malacostraca, Decapoda, Penaeidae. The coding region runs from base 1315 to 4155 and encodes 946 amino acids. The record is from RefSeq and is a predicted model, not a curated record. The transcript has 12 exons. Gene Ontology annotation, molecular function: G protein-coupled receptor activity. Gene Ontology annotation, biological process: adenylate cyclase-activating G protein-coupled receptor signaling pathway; cell surface receptor signaling pathway. Gene Ontology annotation, cellular component: membrane.